Diabrotica balteata is the source of this 3748-nucleotide messenger RNA. NCBI's taxonomy places the organism in Eukaryota, Metazoa, Arthropoda, Insecta, Coleoptera, Chrysomelidae. The record is from the annotation of a GenBank genome assembly.
AAUGACAGCACAGCAAUGAACAGAGGAGUGUAUUGAUUUAAUUUUCUAUAGUUUUUCUUUAAAAAUAAGUAUUUGAAACAUGGGAAACGUUGACACGAAAUUAAAUUUUAGAAAAGCUGUCGUUCAACUUACAUCCAAGUCAGAGCCAAUUGACUCCAGUGACGAUUCUUUUUGGGAACAGUUUUGGUCAGAAAACGUAACAAAUGUUCAAGAUAUAUUUACGUUGGUCCCAGCAACAGAAAUACGACAGUUACGGGAAGAUGCCCCUUCGAAUUUAGCGACAUUGUGCUAUAAAGCAGUUGAGAAACUCGUAAAAGCUGUUGAUAACAGUUGUCGUACACAUUAUGAACAACAAACUGUUUUGAACUGUGCAAGACUGUUGACAAGAAUUUUACCAUACAUCUUUGAAGAUCCUGAAUGGAAAGACUUUUUUUGGUCAUCUUUGCCAAGUAGAGAGGAAGAAUAUGAUGAGUCUGUACCUUUGGCUCACUCUUUGCUUAAUUCUGUGUGUGACUUACUCUUCUGUCCGGACUUUACUGUUGUGGCAAGCAGAAAAAGUGGACCAGACAAGGCUGAAGAAUUAUCUGCUAUUGACAGCUGUGAAUAUAUAUGGGAGGCUGGAGUAGGUUUUGCCCAUUCUCCACCUAGAAAUCCCACUUUUGAUGCUAACAGAACUGAAUUAUUGAAACUGCUUCUUACCUGCUUUAGUGAAACUAUGUAUCAUCCCCCUGCUGAUAUAACAGAGAAUCCUAACAAGUGGAUCUUAUAUUUAACAUCUGCUGAAAAUAGACAUGCACUUCCAAUGUUCACGUCUUUGUUAAAUACAGUAUGUGCUUAUGACCCUGUAGGUUUAGGUGUACCAUAUAACCAUCUAAUAUUCAGCGACUCUUUGGAACCACUAGUUGAAGCUGCUCUUCAGAUCCUCAUUGUUACCCUAGACCACGAUACCAGCUCUUCAACACCAGCCGAAAGUGAAGAUGUUUCAGUUCCGGAUAAUCUGUUCAUCAAUUAUCUUUCCCGUAUACACAGAGACGAAGAUUUUAAUUUUAUCUUGACUGGUAUAACACGCUUACUAAAUAAUCCACUAGUUCAAACUUAUCUACCAAAUUCCAACAAAAAAGUGCAUUUCCAUCAAGAAUUGUUAGUCUUCUUCUGGAAAUUAUGCGAUUAUAACAAGAAAUUUUUAUAUUAUGUACUGAAAAGUAGCGACGUUUUAGAAGUGUUAGUUCCUAUUUUAUACCAUUUGAAUGAUUCCAGAGCUGAUCAAUCACGAGUUGGCUUGAUGCACAUCGGAGUAUUUAUACUUCUUCUACUGUCUGGCGAACGGAACUUUGGGGUUCGUCUUAACAAACCUUACACCGCUACAAUUCCAAUGGACAUUCCAGUUUUUACCGGAACUCACGCCGAUCUCUUAAUAAUCGUAUUUCAUAAAAUAAUUACCACCGGCCAUCAAAGACUACAGCCUCUUUUUGAUUGUCUGCUGACGAUUCUAGUCAACGUUUCCCCUUACUUAAAAACAUUGUCCAUGGUUUCGAGUACGAAGCUUCUACACUUAUUGGAAGCAUUCAGCACGCCCUGGUUCUUAUUCUCUGCUUCCUCGAAUCACCAUCUAGUAUUUUUCCUUCUUGAAAUCUUCAACAACAUCAUCCAAUAUCAGUUCGACGGGAACUCCAAUCUUGUAUAUACGAUUAUAAGAAAACGCCAGGUAUUCCACAGUUUGGCCAACUUACCGGUCGACUACAGCUCCAUCUCGAAGUCGAUCAACAAGCGAACGAAGAAGAGAAUGUCCAGCUCUAUCAGUCACGAAAACAUCAACGAGCAAGCCAUGGAAGGAUCUCAUCCGGCACUUCCCGCCGAGCCGGGCACGCUGAAAGCCACUCUUCCCGAUACCCCGCAGAUUGCGCAGAUGACGGAGAGAGAGUCUGCGCAUCCGGCGAUAAAGCAGGAGGACGGUCUCACGUUGGCAAACGGAAUGGCCACUUUAGCGUUAAAUACACCAUCAAAGACUGCAGUUACCAUAGGAAAUAGUAGUAUUAGUGAGGUAAAUACCAAUGACGGAUAUGAGUUGAAAGAAUCACCGACUCCUUCCCCGACUGGAACACUUACCAGAUCAGUGAACGCGCGUAAUAGUUUAAGAGUUAGUGCACCGAGUGAUAAUAUAAACGGACAAUGGGUACCGACUAGCGAAUGGGUGCAUUCGUGGAAAAGCAAAUUACCGCUCCAAACAAUCAUGCGAUUAUUACAAGUUCUCGUGCCUCAAGUUGAAAAGAUUUGCAUUGAUAAGGGGCUGACUGAUGAAAGCGAAAUAUUGAAGUUUUUACAGCACGGUACUUUAGUAGGCCUAUUACCCGUCCCUCACCCUAUUUUAAUUAGGAAAUAUCAGGCGAAUUCGGGCACUACUACUUGGUUUAGAACGUAUAUGUGGGGAGUAAUAUAUCUAAGGAAUGUGGAUCCCCCUGUUUGGUAUGACACCGACGUAAAGUUAUUUGAGAUCCAGCGUGUUUAAAAUUUAAACUUGUUUCGUUAAAGAGUAAUAUAUUUAUAUUUAUUUGUAACUAUGUUGUGACUGUGCAUUCAACAGAUGAUUAUAUAUAUGCAUUUUAAUGAGUAGUUUUAAAGAAAAUUAGAAACUAUUUUUUAUAAGACAUUCCCUUGUUAAUACGUGUUUAGUUUAACGUUUUUGUUGUUUGUUAAGGUUACUGCUACUAAAAUAGUGUUAUUAACUGAAUUUUUCGAUGUAAGUAUUGAAAUGAACAUACCUGUUUUUUUCAUCAUUUAAAAUCUCUGCGAAUAUUUCGUUUUCGACAGAUCUGGAAUUAUUUUUUCCUGGCGUUUCUCCAGCAAUAGAUUACAGGAUAUGCCAAGUUGCUAUCAUCCGUCAAUGUCUUGGCUUUGUACUGUGUAGAAAUCUCAUUCUAACACACAUAGUUCAGUGUUAAGACACAUAUGUAGAGCAGAUUUGUAUGUGAUGACCCCUUUCAAGAGAACUCUCUUAGAUUGGUAUCGCUAAUGAGCUGUAGUAAUAUGCCAAGAACAAAGAUGGGGAUCGGUAACGGUAAGCUAGUCAUUGAUUUUUCUCAGAUAUGUAGUGUAAAAGGCCUUUUUUUUGCUUCUCGCUCGAGCUAUUCCCUGCAAGAGCAAAAUCACAUAUAAAAUAGACGAAUGCGAACUUUACAGUGCCUUCGACGUUUUCCUGGAAACGUGUUCUGUGUUUUGCCAAAGAAGAGAGUCAGUAAGAUGCGUCAUUUAAGUCUACACCAAAAAAGUAUCUCCCACAUUAUAGCUGAAUGCAGAUAUUACCACUAAUUGCUUCAUACUCACCCUUAGUAGUUUUGUUAUGUCACUAAAUAGUGAAUAAGAUGAAGGUAUCUUUACCUCUUUCAACAUGGUCACUGAUAGUUCGCAAAUUCCUUAAUACUCACUCUGCUUUCUUUUAUUUUGGUGCACAUAGCUACAUCAAAGAGCGACUGACAAGGCCCGCGACGUACAAUGGAAUAUAACGUCCAUACUUUCGCCUGCAUUCGACAAAAUUACAAUUGAUUUAUGUCUCUUUAAUUAAGGCUAACAUACUAAACAUUUAUGUAAUGUUAAAUUAAUUUUUUUAAUAGUAAAAAGUUCUAAAAAAUAGAAAAACAGUAACCGUAAGUUGUGCAUUGACCGUUUGUUUAGCAUCUGUUGUUUGCACUUAAAAUUAGUUAUAUUUAUUACAAAGCAUACAAAUCUAAAAUAUGAAAAUAUUUCACAGUAA